AUGCCUCCUAAAUCAGCGGUCGUUGUCCCGCUGUACAUCUAUCCCUUGACGGCGGAGACCUGGUCCCCUCUCUAUGCAGCAAUCGAGUCUGACCCCACGCUGAGCUUCCUGGUCAUUGUCAACCCCAACAGUGGCCCAGGCGACAUCCCCUCCCCCGACGCCAACUACGCCCGUGAAGUCGCCCGCCUCAACGCCUACCCUAAUGUCUACACCAUCGGCUAUAUCCGGGUCGACUACUGCCAUCGGCCCCUGCACGAGGUCUUCGCCGAGAUCGCGCGAUACGCCGCCUGGUCUGAGCACUAUGAAACAACAAGACUCGGCGUGCGCGGUAUCUUCGUCGACGAGACCCCGAACCACCACUCCCCGGAGAGAGCCGAGUAUCUGAGUGCACUGACCCGACAUAUUAAAGAGUUCCCAGGGAUCCUCUCCGAUAGAUUUGUCGUCCACAACCCAGGCACCGCAUCCGACGCCUCAAUCGCGUCCACAGCCGACCUCUCCUUCGUCUGCGAGGAGUCCUACACGCGGUACCGAUCCUCCGACGUCCAGGACUGGCUCGCACUGCAUCCAUGCGACCGCACACGCGCCGGAUACAUUAUUAGCGGCGUCCCCAUGCCCGAACUCCACGCGCUCGUCCAGGAAUUGCGCCACCGGUCUGCUUACCUCUUCGUCACGGAAUUCGAGGAGAAUUUCUACGAGGCCUUUGGGCCGAGUAGUUGGGAGGGCUUCAUGCGCGCGCUGCAGGCGUGA
Aspergillus puulaauensis is the source of this 747-nucleotide messenger RNA. RefSeq names its product spherulation-specific family 4 protein. The coding region runs from base 1 to 747 and encodes 248 amino acids. Lineage: Eukaryota; Fungi; Ascomycota; Eurotiomycetes; Eurotiales; Aspergillaceae. The transcript is spliced from 3 exons. The record is from RefSeq and is a predicted model, not a curated record.